UCGUCGUCGGCUUGCAGUGACACCCUCACUCCGGCACGGCUAGAACACACCCUGCCUGGUGCACACCCUGCCUGAUCUACACCCUGCCUGGUGUAUUUCAGCCGGACACGCCGGUGAUGCAGCACCGUGCUGCGUCACAGGGUCGAUGGGUUACCCCACAAACGUUGCGAAACUCCCUCCCCGUGGCCCCGUGGUCACCGAGGAGGCGACACACUCUGGGCCCGCCAGGAGACGGCGGCGGAAGCCAAGCAUGGGGACUCCACCUGCCCCGUCUGAUUACGGGGGUUGCGUGCACCGUGUUAUGGGCAUCGGGAAGAACACGCAGGCGGCGGCGGUCGGAGAGAAGGGCUGCGAGGUGGGAGGAAACGGCCAGGUGACGACCACCCCGCACGGAGGAGGCCAGACACCCGCCGGGCAAAAGAACGGCGCUGCUCUCUCGGCAGACGGCGACGGCGGCGACUGCCUACCCAUGGUGCCCCUGGCCCAGGAGAACGGGGAUGCCAAGGUGACAUCAGUCUGUGGCUCUGUGCUCACGAACGGGUCCGUGCCAGGCACAGAGGAGGAGGAGGAAGUGUCCGUGUUGGUGGGAACUAUCAAUAAGCAAAAUGGAGAAGCCAGGCGCUCGCUGUUGGGACUGGAGCCGCACGCACCGGAGUCGGCCACCCCGCAGCGCCGCCCCUACGACAUGAUUUACACGAUCGAGGAUGUGCCGCCGUGGUACCUGUGCAUCCUCCUCGGCUUCCAGCACUACCUUACCUGCUUCAGCGGCACCAUCGCGGUGCCGUUCUUGCUGGCCGACGCGCUGUGCGUGGGCUUCGACCAGUACGCCAUCAGCCAGCUCAUUGGCACCAUCUUCUUCUGCGUGGGCAUCACCACCACGCUGCAGACCGUCUUCGGAUGCCGGCUGCCGCUGUUCCAGGCGAGCGCCUUCGCCUUCUUGGCGCCAGCGCAGGCGAUCCUCUCGCUGGACAAGUGGAAGUGUCCGGACACAGACGCCAUGUUUGCGAACAGCACCACGCAGCCGCUGGACACGUCCGAGAUUUGGCAUCCGCGCAUGCGCGAGAUCCAGGGCGCCAUCAUCGUGUCGUGCCUGGUGGAGGUGGUGAUCGGGCUGCUGGGGGUCCCGGGCGUGCUGCUCGCCUACAUCGGCCCGCUGACUGUGGCUCCCACCGUGUCGCUCAUCGGCCUCUCCGUAUUCCCGGCAGCCGGGGAGCGUGCCGGCAAGCACUGGGGCAUCGCCAUGCUGACCAUCGUGCUGGUGAUCCUCUUCUCCCAGUACUUCCGUAACGUGCACCUGCCGCUGCUGGGCUACAAGCGUGGCAAGGGGUGGACCGUCUACAGGGUGCAGGUCUUCAAGAUGUUCCCGAUCAUCAUCGCGAUCGUGAUCGCGUGGCUCCUGUGCUAUGUGCUCACGGAGACCAACGUAUUCCCCAGCGAGCUGGCGACAUACGGAUACCACGCACGCACGGACGCACGCGGGGAGGUCAUCUCCAUCGCGCCCUGGUUCCGCAUACCCUAUCCCUGCCAGUGGGGGUUGCCCACGGUGACGGCGGCCGGCGUGAUCGGCAUGAUGAGUGCCAUGCUCGCCAGCAUCGUCGAGUCGAUCGGGGACUACUACGCCUGCGCCCGCCUCGCCGGGGCGCCGCCACCGCCCAUCCACGCCAUCAACCGGGGAAUCUUCAUGGAGGGUCUGGCCUGCAUCAUCACCGGACUGUUCGGCACGGGGAAUGGCUCCACCUCGUCCAGCCCCAACAUCGGCGUUCUGGGCAUCACCAAGGUUGGGAGCCGCCGUGUGGUGCAGUACGGCGGCGCCAUCAUGCUGGUGCUGGGCCUCGUCGGCAAGUUCAGCGCCCUCUUCGCUUCGCUGCCGGACCCCAUCCUCGGGGCCCUCUUCUGCACUUUAUUCGGGAUGAUCACCGCUGUGGGCCUCUCCAACCUGCAGUACGUGGACCUCAACUCGUCGCGCAACCUCUUCGUGUUGGGCUUCUCCACCUUCUUCGGCUUGGCGCUGCCCAGCUUCAUCAAGGCCCACAAGGACAUGGUUCACACCGGUGUGGCAGAGAUGGACCAGGUGCUGUCAGUUCUGCUCACCACCGAGAUGUUCGUGGGAGGCUGCGUGGCCUUCCUGCUUGACAACACCAUACCAGGCACUGUGGAGGAGCGGGGGCUGCUCAAGUGGAAGGCCACGGGCCCCGACACGUCGCAGCCGUCCUCUGUGCACUCCGUGGCGAAGGUUUACGACUUCCCCGUGGGCAUGGCCGCAGUUCGGCGCACGCGCUGGCUGCGCUAUAUCCCCAUCUGCCCGACGUUCACUGGCUACGGCUGUGGGUCCCCACGCACGCCAUCACCGCCACCCGGGCCCCACGAUGACCGGCGCGGCUCCGUCGACGUAUAGCCGGCACUGCGUGGCUGUCACCGCGGUUUUACUCGGUUUCCGUACGGCGACAUCGCCAAUGACGCCCCUUUGUUUUUUAAAACCUGGGUGCGUCGUCGUAGCGAGCGGGCGGGCGGGGGGGAGUGAUGACGCAAGGGGCAGAUGCGCUGCGGUUGUUGUUGUUGCCGCCCGGUGUGGUGGUGGUGUUGGCAAAAGGAGUGAGUGCGCGAUUUAAUCGGUUUUCUUUACCACUUGGUGGCAUGGGAUCCCUCGUGUGACAUGCCUGCUACCGCCCAGCGUCACGUCUGCUCCCUUUGUUGUCGUCUUUAGCGUGUGGCCAUUUUAAAAGUGCAUUCCGCAAUCGCGUCGACAACUCGUCAGCGACUCUGCCGCCUUGUCGGGCUCACGGUGGGCCCAUCUUACUCCGCCCUUGACGGGCAUUCUCUUGUACCACCGUUGUGUCGCUCGAGCAAGUUCAGGUACACGUAUGGGUUUGUGAGCGCCCGAUCGGCCACCACACCGAAAUGGUGCUGAGUGCACAGGUGCGUGACAGGCAAAAGUAUGAGAUGUUACAUUCCUAUCGGUGAAAUCAUGCCAAACUUAAUAAUAGUGGAUAACAAAUGUUGAGUAUUUUUGGUAGAGCGUUGUACACGACUUGCAUCUCAUCCCAAACAUGUUCAAGGGCACCCCUAUUGGCAGCUGUCCUUGCGUGGCACAAGGUGCCGCGGUGCCUGGCCUGCAGACGGCACGUAUUUUAUAAUGCACACCGCAGUAUUAACCAGGGUGGCCUGCCGGAUUCGUACCAUGAACCCCUGGCAACAUGCAGCGAAACAACCCGUCCCUACGAAGGUAGUGAUGGAAGGUGAUGCUUUUGCACGAAAAUUAAUUAAGUUAAAAUCCAAGUUGUAAAUAAAACUGUUCCUAAUGAUGAUAUUUGAAAAACACACUUGACCGGCGGCUGUUAAGGCGUUGCGAGUGAUCGGUGGUGUUGGCACCACGAGUUCAGUUCCCAAGCCCCACUUGAAGUCCCAGUGCCCACGUGUACAUAAGACAGACACUUGACACCUACACACAAACACUUUACAUGUGUGUUGCAAUACAGUUUACUUAAAAUGGAUGGACAUUAUUUCUUUAGGAAAAUAUACUUGGUGUUUUUUUGCAGUUCUAAAACAAGCUGCUGCGUUUGUAUUGAAUGGUGAAACGGUGGCACCCGUACUCCGACUCGUGGCUGGAGCAACACCUUAACCAUUGAGCCGACAGCACUUUGAUCAUCUCUCUAGGAGGGCAUUUCUCUCUCAACUACUUGCCGUUCUCUCUCCCGUUCAGGUCACACGCACCGGCUUCAUUCCACGAACGCCCUGACAGUCCCAGAUAACCCUGCUCCGCUCGUGAGAUGCGAAGCAUUUACGCUACCAUUAUGUAAGCGCAGCAGGAUGUAACCUCGGCCGCAGCGAUGGUAUUAAGCAUUCACGCAACAGGGCGAAUUAGAUGUCUGCACGUGUCUUAAGUGAAAACGCGCACACAGGCCGUAUGUCCCACACUCUCCCACACGAGUUUGAAGAUUUGAUGAGAAUAAAAAGGCCCCUGUGAGUCUAAGGCAUUCUACUGUGACGUGGCAUCAGCAGACCGUGCCUGACGGUCACUUACAGGGCUUCUCCCCCCCCCCCCUCAUGGUAACAAGCGACAGAUUCGUGUUGGACGGACGGAGACGCGCGGCCUGGGUCUGUGGGUUGCUUCUUAGAGCACGCAAGUAAUUGUGCCGACCACUUGAUGUAGGCACAUUCUUAAGUGACAGCUCUGGCUCCGCAUGAGCCAGUUCAUGCGGAGCUAGUUCUGAGCACGACACCCAGCCAAGCUGAGGAUUUCCAUGAGCCGAGCCGAAGCCAAGCCACGGCUGAACCGUUCACGUCCUUGAAAGCAACCGAGCGGCUCAAUCCCGGGCCAUGCCACGAUCGAGGCCGAGCUAGAGCAGAGCCACGACGAAUCGUAGGCCUUGGUUACACGCCCUGCGAAAUGCGACCGCGCGGAUCCUUGAUUUUUCUAAAGAAUGUUAUAACUUGCUAUGACGUGAGCCCGUUGAAGGUCUGGAGUUUGGGCUUGUGGCGGUGUUCAUCCCCGACGUUCCGUGUGUCCCCAUGGUCUUAAAGUGCAUGAGCACCGAACUACUGCGCAGAAACCAACAGCGGAAUGGCGAGGUUUACAUAUUUAAUCAUUAUUUAUUUUUUUGGUAGGGAUUGGCAGGCAUCACGCAACAUGUUUACAACACCUCAGUAUAGAAGCGGAGUCUAAUUGCAUCUGGAUCCGUCCGAGGAAGGCAAUCUGGAAUUUAUAUUAAUUUUCUACAUUUGGUAUUCACGCCAAUCUUAUAGCGCAGAGCUAUAACCCAAGGGUGCUGUGUUUCACGGACGGAUAUAGCCUGCCAAUAGGAAGACAUCUUGAUAUGCAUAAUCACAAUUGCGUAACUUGCGGGCCAUUCUUCUAAUCUGGCUAAUUUGGACCAUGACACACAAUGCCAUACCCGUUUCGAAUGACGUUACAUGACUUUUUAACACCGCCGCGGGGAAGCAGACGGCACGUCGUCGCAUUUAACUGUAAAUACUCCCAAAGUAAUGGCCAAGGCAGCCUGCUGCAUUCAAACCGUGAACUCUCUGCAACCAAACGCCCGGCACGCUCCGCAUCCACCGGUACCAUUCGCUCCCACUCCGGAAAACCGGUCGGCAGGAAAUGACAGCCCGAGUAGAAUGUUGCAAUGAAUCGCUGCGUUUCGUUACAGAAAGUGCGAGUUCCAUUGUCGUUGUGUAAUAUGAGCGAGUUCCAAUGUAAUGUUAUGAAAGUCGGCGAUGCUUGCACAAAUAAUUGAGAUUUUUUUUUAGCGGGAUCAGCUUAAAUAUUUAAUUUAAUAACGCGUUUUUAAAAGGCAUUUCGUAUGCAAAAUUGUGCACGUAUCAAUAUUUUUUAAAGAUUGCUGCCCAUUGUGGAACAAUGGGUAAUGAAGUUGGAAGGUGAUAAUUACCGUUUAUUGUGUGUGUGUGCCACGGUGUGUGCUUCAAGCUAUUUCAUUCCAAACUACAAUCGCCAUAGCGUGAUAUUAAUUAAGGUAAUGGAGCACAUUUGGUAUUCACGUCAUUCUAGUGGAAGGCUGUCACAAAGGAAGGUGCUGCCGUUUCAUUCUGCAGUCGUGUCGUAGUCGGGGCGAUAUUUGUAUGUGUUUGAUUCCAAUUGUCUAAUUUGCAGGUUUUUUUUUUUUUUGGCCAAUUUGGACCUAAACACCAGCACACAAUGGCUUAAUCCUAGCAAAUGAUGUCAAGGGAUACAACACCAGCUUGAAGAAAACAGUGCAUAUUUUACAGUCAAUACGCUGGCAGUAUUAACCAAGGUGGCCUGCCGGAUUUGAACCGCAAACGUCUGCAACAAGCGGUGAAUGCGUGGCAACUGGGCUAAGUCACCGCCCCGUGAUAGGCGACGUGUAAGUCUCGCUACAUUUUGCUGUGAAGAGGCUGUUUUGAAACCUUAAUAGGUGGAUGUUGUUGAUAAUUCCACGGUUUGUAUUUAUGCAACUGCUAUCCGUGAUGGUGCGAAUGAAUAUUCAUCAAUUGGGUUCAAUCGCAGCUGCGUCUCACGGAAAUGUCAUCCGUUAAAAUCGUUUAAACGUGCUGGGGAAAGAUGCAGCCCUGCAGUUGCUUGCUUGCGCUCGUGCUGGCAGAAGGGCAUCUACCUGAGCGAACUCUACGCGGUGUUUGGUCUACAUUCCCACCACCACGUCACCUGCUGAUCAGACUGUGCUGUACCCAUUUAUGCUGCUGGGUGGGCAAGAGCCAGGACACUUUGGAAACUUGUUCCCCCAUUGUUUUAACUGCCGUGCCAGGAGACGCAAUCGAUUCAGCUCCCAGUGUUGGGAAUGGUCACAAAUUGUAGAACUUAAUGAAUCCCACGAAUUUAUAGCAAACGAUGAUGCUGACGGAACCUGUAUUUGCCACUGAAUUAGCAUUCGAGUAAAAAUGUCACUGGAAGAGGGGGGGGGGGUGCGCUUUUAAUUACCUAAUUACGGGUGGAACCACAGCGAUUAACAUUAACUGUGUAUCUUUUGGUGAAUUCAUCAAAUGGAGUAAAAACCAAUGGGGGCGGGGUGGGGGGGGUCUCGGUUGUUGUUAAUGGGUUCUUGUCUCCCCUGCAGCUACGACAGGCACUACCAGUCAUCACAGUGCUUGAAUAAGAUUCGAUUCUUGAAUUAGGACCCUCAAAUCGCAACAAGAUGUAUGAACUGCUUUCACGUCGUACGUAGCAAACCGUGCUAGUCAGGGGUGGGAGGACAGCAAACUCAAAAAGUAAAAAAAAUAGUAUCGAUGCAGGGUUGAAUCUUUUCAUGUCUAUGGCUGAUGCGAGAUGCUACACGUUCAUUGGAGACUGAUCUGCACGAGCACGAAGAUUGACAUCACCACGCAAUGUUUCAGUGAUUUCUGACAUCACCAUGAAUCUGUCAGACCGAGGCUUAACAUUGCCAAUCCUAGGCCCUCUACAUCGAAAUUUUCAGUAAUGUCAGUGAUCCAACAAAAUUGUGCCUUGAAAGAUGAACUCUUUAUUUGGUUUCGGUGCUUCUCGUCACCUGUGUAAGGAGAUGACAGUGUUGCCCAGGCCGGUAUUUUGUACAUUUGGUGUCUGGUUACGAAAGCUGAAACCAUCUCCCACUCUGCAUCGUGUUUUUUGCUCUCUUGCCUCCGUUGGUAAAUUGUCUUGCCCGUUUUAAACCUAGCGUGCGACACGCAACGCUCGCAUGUGGUUAGCUAACCCAUCGGCCCCUAGAGUCGUCCCACUUAUAGACACCCUGGUGAUUAUUAUCACUCCAAUUAGGGAUCGUGGCCACAUGUCCCAGGGCAGGAUGUGGUGGGGGGCGGCGGCGGCGGCCGCUCAAUUCGCACGCGGAGUUGGACACGCAAGACCCGAGUCGCAAAUCCUGCACUCACGGGAAUUGGCGAUCCCACCCUAUUAUUUGGUUCUUUCGGUAAAGUCACGUAGACAGGUUCAAAGAAAAUAACCAAAAACUAGGACGUUUCGAUCGCAACACAAGCGUUCGUCAUCAUUAUUUUUUGUUAUUUCCAUUGAACCUAUCUACGUGACUUUACCGAAAGACCCAAAGGAAUAUGAAUUCCUGCAGUCACGAAAGCUUAUCCCACCCUACCCAAAUUUCAACUGAAAAUUAUAAUUGUUAGCAAAUGCUGAGUGUUGUCAUUCCAGAGAUGAGUAAAGAGACGGCUAUGAUUUGCACCUCUCUGUUGUGUAUUUGUGUUCGUCUUCUAUGGCCUUGCAUGGCAAACGGCCAGAGCGUAGUCGGAGAGACAUUAAAGUGACACCAUGUGUCAGUCUGUGUAAAAGCAAGUGUAGUGGACUUUCGAUAAUUAUCGAUGUGCGGUUUCUUCGAUUUGCGAUUAACUGCGCACCUGAGAUUGACAUAAAUUAAUAACUCGUGGGUUCUCGCUAAAGCCCAAAUAAUCUAAAAACAGUUCUAGUUAUUCUUGGAAAUGUUUUUUACAAGUCACGUUCUUAAACCGAACAAAUGUGCUCCAGUGAAUCGGAAAUCCACGUGAUCGCCUCUACAGUACAGGAGUUGCAUAUCUUUACAAGUGGGGCGGAGUUUGAUUGACUUUGAUGGGCGUGGCUCUGAUAUCCACUUAGUGGGCUGAGUCUUCUGCGCGGAAGCAGUGAAGUGUCAUCACCGAGCGAACGCAUCGAUCGAUUUAAUAAAACAGGAUCAAUACAUUCUUUCCUACAAAUGUUUGUUUUGGUCAUUAAUAAACUCCACUUUCUUAAUUUAAACAGAAUUGAUACCUGUAUUAAUGGAUUUAGCCAUACAGAUCCGCAAAAAAACUUAUAUUUUUGGAUUAUCCGUGGCCAUCCUGCCCGGAUGAUCGAGAGUACUGUAUGUGGCUUUUUGUGCAUGAGCCCAGAGCAAGCAUUGGUUUCACCAGAGAUAGCAAAACCUUGUAGCUAUGUCCAGUGUUUCAUGCACAUUGUAAAAUCCAAUUGCCAUGACAUUUUAAAAACGGUUAUCGCAAGCAGAACUCAAAUCUAUCUCUGCAGGUUUUCAAUUACUCAUUGCCAAGCUUCCCACACAGCUGGCAUUGACAAGCAGAGGUGGACCCCAAAAAUGUGUAUAUUUAUAUUUCACAAGAGUAAAUGCAUUUAAUUUUUUAUUAAUUCACGGCCCUAUUUGAAAGGUUUGCGUUUUUGGGCCGCCGCCCCUCCUACCCUGGGACGUUUCUCGAGCAGGCACUGCCAAUGAGGUGGUGAAUGUCUGUUGUGCAUACAGCUUGCGGCGCAUGUUUAGUCUCGGGGCUGGUUUUGGGGCUUCCCAAUUGUCGUCCGCGCUUGUCAAUUCCCGGUCAGAAACGUCGGGACGCUGAGAGAACAACUGAAAGGCGUUUCACUGAACUCGAGAUCAGAACGAAUGUUUUCAGGUUCUCAGCGUGAGCACGUGUUGGGCAGUGGAGGAAGGUUUGUUUCGGUGACGUCCUUUGUUGUACUGUACUGCUAUGCUUUCUCGCAUCUUUGCUCCCUCGAAAAACCCUCGUGGCUUGCAAAAAACCUUGGAGGCCCUCAAUCAGCAGUGGAUUCAUUAAAAGGGCUGUGUAUGUACAAGUGCAGUCUAUAUUUUGUUUAAGUUUAUUUAUAAUUCAUAAUAGAUUUUUUUGGGUUACAACAUGCAAUGAUCCGGCAAAAUGUUUGCAGUGAAACCCUUCCCCAUCCGACAUGGCUUGUGAAAACUACAUGUGAAGUUAAUUUAGAAUAAAGGAUGCACUAUGUGUGUUCAGAAGAGUGGAGCUGCAUCCUACUGUAGUAAUUGGAAACCCAGCGAGUCACGCAGACUGCACGGCGGUUUUAAAUGGAGUUGCCAGUCCUGAAAUUGUUCUGUACCACAAACGUGACUUUCCAAAACACUAAUUCCAUGCCCUAAUAUUGUUUUGUUACAAUACAGCCUUUGCCUCCAUUGAAGAUUUGUUACUAUUUUUUUUUUAUCAUCAUCGUUUCCGUUUACUUGGUUUCAAUUGCGAACUUGUGUUUUGAAAUUCCAGUCAGCAGUGACGGGUUCGAAUCAUCCCGUGCGUGGAGCUGCGCGCGCGCGCUUUGUGUUGGCGGAGGGGUGGAAUGACGACCCCAGUGUUUUAGAAGGCAACACAACCUCAGCCUCCCGACCCACUUGGCAUCAAGUCCAGCGGGCAGAGUGGGCACCACCCUCUUGCUUCGCUCUGUGGAAUCCGAUGUCGGUGGAAGUGUCUUGCAGAUUCACGCACAGACUGUGUCCGGGUCUGUCCCAGACACCGAUUUUACAGCGUCGUUUAAUGAUAAAAGGAACACGGUCAUACGCGCCUUCAGAUCGAUCUACCUCUAUAGUAUAAUAAUAAGCGAACAAAUAAACUUUUAAAUAAAUGGGGACUAAUCCUGGUUAAGAAUGUAAAUGAGUUAAAAAAAAGUUGAUCAAAUUUCAACAAAUAGUGACUUGAAAAACAGGAACAGCAACAUGUAAAAACAUCAACAAUUGAUGGAAAUAUUACCACCAUCGAUUGUGGUACUGGUUUUAAAUUUUAAAGGUUUGUUUUUCCUUCCUAUAAACAAAACUUCCAAGUUGUUGUAUUGGCAUCUCAUGAUUACACAGCUUGACAGGAUAACAUGGCUGUGUCUUGAAGAGGCUCCUAACCACCCGCGCUCCCCUUACCCAACUCAGCCCCUGGCUGGCAGCCGGCAUUCGUUUACAGCAAGUGCCGGGUUUUGUUUAUUCGUCGAGCCAAGUUUGCCAUGUAAAUCGGAUUACACACGGUGAAAGUUAAACAUGUAACCCAUACCUGUCAACCCCUUAUCAGUGCCCUACCUUAUUACAGACCAAUUCAGACAUUAUUGGUUUCACCCCGUGCCCCUUAUACAUCUCAACGUUCAUCCUACAAAGUCCCAUCACAAGGGAGAAACACAAAUAGACAAAACGUGUUUUUGCCCGUCCUGAGACGGCUGUACGCUGUAUGGACCUGACAACUCAAUUUCCCUGUACAAGAAUACGGGUAAACUGUAUGGGUUGGCAGGCAUGGUAAUCAUAUUACACGCGGUUACUUUUAACUUUAAAAUCGGAUUACACAGAGAUUAUAUUUUACGUGCAACUAGAUUCCACUUGGUGGUUACGUGUAAACAUGUCUGUCACAUCGCGUGGCGUUACAUCUUAACCUGUCAAUCGGAUUCCACAGAGGUCACGGCCUAUCCAUGGAGUCGCUUGACCAGGGCACUGCCGCUCGUGAUCGUCCUGCAGUAUUACUGCCGUGUGUGGGUGGGCACGUGACACAGUGAUUUCUCGUAGUGCGUGUAGGGGGGCUUGCUGUUGAUUUAUUGUCGUGAUUGUUAUUUUUCUUAUAAUUUGAUAACCAGCAUGACAGAUAAGACCGUUGCCGUGAGUACAGCGCACAGAGUUAUGGCAUGCACUAAUGUACCGAGAGUAUUUGCACUACCGCCUUAAAUACAAUGCUAUAUACGUGCAUAUAUUACAACAGCAACAAUUACAACGCUAUAUACACAAGUACUACUCUUACUAUGUUGCCCUGAGGGAUUCUGGUGGUCGUCUAAAAUCUACCCCACCGCCUACUGACCCCCCCCCCUUUCUGCCACAACCUCCACCACCACCACCCAACCACCACCACCACUACCCAACCACCACCACCACCCAACCACCACCCAACCACCACCACUACCCAACCACCACCACCACCCAACCACCACCACCACCACCCAACCACCACCACUACCCAACCACCACCACCACCACCACCCAACCACCACCACCACCCAACCACCACCACUACACAUCCACCAGCACUACCCAGAGCAGGCCAACCCCUGGGGGUGGGGGGAAGGGGGUGGGGAUUCAACCAAGAGGAGGCGGGGCCUAA
Lethenteron reissneri (Far Eastern brook lamprey) is the source of this 11295-nucleotide messenger RNA. Its product is annotated as solute carrier family 23 member 1-like. The record is from RefSeq and is a predicted model, not a curated record. Gene Ontology annotation, biological process: transmembrane transport. Gene Ontology annotation, molecular function: transmembrane transporter activity. Gene Ontology annotation, cellular component: membrane. Lineage: Eukaryota; Metazoa; Chordata; Hyperoartia; Petromyzontiformes; Petromyzontidae.